CCUAGACUCAGUUAGUUUAACCUGCCGUAGAGAACAGCGGGAGGACUCGGAGUCGCCUGGAUUUUGCUGCAGAAGCUUGGUGGGGCGUUGAGUUAUACCAGCAUCGCCAUGAGGGAAAGGAGGACUCCUCAGCCGGUGGUAGCAAGGUGCAAGUUGGUUCUAGUCGGGGAUGUACACUGCGGGAAGACUGCGAUGUUGCAAGUGUUAGCCAAAGACUGCUACCCGGAGACAUACGUGCCCACAGUCUUUGAGAACUACACGGCGUGCUUGGAGACAGAGGAGCAACGGGUAGAGCUCAGUCUAUGGGACACAUCUGGAUCACCCUACUAUGACAAUGUGCGCCCCCUGUGCUACAGUGACUCGGAUGCUGUCCUGCUCUGCUUUGACGUCAGCCGCCCUGAGACCAUGGACAGUGCUCUGAAGAAGUGGAAGACUGAAAUCUUGGACUACUGCCCCAGCACUCGUGUGUUGCUAAUUGGCUGCAAGAUAGAUCUGCGUACUGACCUAAGCACUCUGAUGGAGCUGUCCCACCAAAAGCAAGCCCCUAUUUCUUAUGAACAGGGUUGUGCUGUGGCCAAGCAGCUUGGAGCAGAGACCUACCUGGAGUGUUCAGCCUUCACAUCGGAGAAGAGCGUCCACAGUAUCUUCCGGACAGCAGCCUCCAUCUGCCUCAGCAAGCCUGGCCCCCAUCCCCCCAAGAGCCCAGCCCGGAGCUUUCCUAAGAGACUCCUCCGCUUGCCCAGUCGAUCUGAGCUCAUCUCUUCAACUUUCAAGAAGGAGAAAGCAAAAAGUUGUUCCGUCAUGUGAAGGGCCACUUGCUUCUGGGAGCAGGGGGUGGUGGUGGUGGUGGAACCCUUGUGGACUCUGGGCCCUCCAGUUGGCUCUCCUUGGGUGGGGAGGGGGGGCUGAUGGGUUCCCAUGGGAACCAGGCCUGGAGAAUCCUGAAGGACCCAAUUCCCCACCCCACCCGGCUCGGAGCAGGUCUGUCAUCCCUUCCGCAUUGCAAUGCUUCCCACCAUGCAGCCGCAGUGUGCGCUUCCAGAUAGACACGAGGGGAGAAUGUGCUGGACUGUGAGGGUGAAGGUUGGCCCAAGACCUGCCCUGCUCUGGAAGGCCUUUCUGGUUUGGCAUAGCAACACCUUGGACAGUAGUGGCUCCGGUGGCUGUUCCACAUAUUUGAAGGAUUCAGAAGAAUCAUCCCCCUUCCGAUGCACAGUUAAUAUCUCCAUUUGGCCCUGAUCAUCUUCUCCAUCUGCUGCUUGUCUUGUUUGCCUGUCUGAAGCAGGCCGAUUGCAGGAGAUCUCUCCCUUCCCCACCCCAGGUGUCCUCCCCCUUAUCCCCCCUCUAGAAUAGAGGUGUCUGGGUGUCCUCUCCUCCUCCCUCUGAAGAUAGGGGUGUGGGGAGGAGGGAGCAACUGUUUUAUAGACAUGGUCUCUUUGUGUGUGGGACGGAAAGGAAACACGGCGGGGGGGGAGGGAAUCUGUUAAAUGUUCAGUGUUAUUAAAAGAGAACUUAUUUAUUAAUGAAAAUAUAAUGCCGAUUAACAACCUUGUUCAAGGGGAUUUCUUAUUUGUCAGUCUCGAUGGAACUUUCCCAGUGAUAUGGGAAGCUGGGGGUAAAAACGAACUCUGUCAAACAAAGGUAAAUCUUUAACUUUUCCUCCUUAA
Messenger RNA from Hemicordylus capensis (graceful crag lizard), 1667 nucleotides. It is a transcript of the gene RND1, whose product is annotated as Rho family GTPase 1. The transcript is spliced from 5 exons. NCBI's taxonomy places the organism in Eukaryota, Metazoa, Chordata, Lepidosauria, Squamata, Cordylidae. The record is from RefSeq and is a predicted model, not a curated record. The coding region runs from base 109 to 807 and encodes 232 amino acids. Gene Ontology annotation, molecular function: GTP binding; GTPase activity. Gene Ontology annotation, biological process: small GTPase-mediated signal transduction.